Toxoplasma gondii ME49 is the source of this 2510-nucleotide messenger RNA. RefSeq lists its product as hypothetical. The coding region runs from base 192 to 1991 and encodes 599 amino acids. The transcript has 5 exons. NCBI's taxonomy places the organism in Eukaryota, Apicomplexa, Conoidasida, Eucoccidiorida, Sarcocystidae. The record is from RefSeq and is a predicted model, not a curated record.
UUUUGUUUCAUCCGUUUUUCUCGUCUCUCCUGUUUGUCUUUCUCGUAUUUGGUCACGUUCGCGCCACACUCUCCGCGCGUUCUGGCGGUUUUCUGCGCCCGCCUGACUGGCUGGUGCGCACGUCUGCACGUCGUGAGAUUUUCUUCUGGACGCCCAGAGGCUCUGUGUGUUAGUUUCACUGAAUUGACACGAUGGACGGGAACCAAAUGGACAAAGAGGACGACCAGGUGGUGGACUUGACCCUCGACUCCGAUGACGACGACCAGCGGCGAGCUCCAGACGGUCCGGACGAAGGCAACGCGGGCUGCGCGGAAAGUGAGAGGUCGGAAGAAGACGACGACGAGGAAGAAGACGAAGGGGAAGAAGAAGACGAAGGGGAAGAAGAAGACGAAGGGAAAGAAGAAGACGAAGGGGAAGAAGAAGACGAGGGAGAAAACGAAGACGAGGGGGAAGAAGACGAUGGAGAAAACGGAGAUGAGGGAGAAAACGGAGAUGAGGGAGAAAACGAAGAGGAGGAGGAGGAAGACGAAGACGAUGGAGAAAGCGACGAAGGCGAAGACGACGACGAGAUGGACGACGAAGACGCGUGGCUUGGGGAAGAGCACGGUGGGGAAGAGUCUGACGCAGGCGACCACGAAGGCGCCGAGGGGAACGAGGACGAACAGUUCGGCUCUGAAGUCGCGGGAUCUCUCGAGGAACGCGCGAGGCUCUUCCACCCCGCGGCUUCGCGUGUUCCUGUGCGCGAGAGAGAACGAGGAGGUACGAGAUAUCGCGAUUGGAGGGAGGAAGGUUCGGGUGACGCGGAGUAUGAGCCGGGAGCCCAGGAGGCAGAAGCAACGCCAUCGGACGACGUCCUCCAUGUGUCGGGGGAGCAAGCCCCAGAGACAGACAACUCCCGCACGAAUUCGGCAUUCAAGCGGCCGCUGGAGGGUGAAGGUCAAGGUCUGCAUGCGCGUGAAGGACGUCAGAGCGACGCGGGCGAACAGAGAGCGCCGCGGUCGACAGAUCCCGCGAGCAACAGCCGCCUCCCAGGGUUUCCAGAAGAGACACAGAAAUUCACAGAACGAAAAGAGACCUGGCGAGAGGGAGUCGAGGCGACUGCUGAGACAUUUGAAGAGACCCCAGCGCAGCCUUCAGAGCAAGCAGGCGAGCGGAAGGCCCUGAUGCGCGUCGAAGAAGCAAACCAGUUCCUUCUGUCCUACCCGCACAAAGUCCCGUCUGCUUCCCAGUCUGAUUCGAAUGGAGACGGCUUUGCCUCCGCAGCAGUGGCGGGUUCCACAGACUCGGACGCCUUCUCACUCUUCGCCUCUUUUCCCGGUUCGGCGGCCACCGGCGCAGAAGAGCCUCGCGUCGACACGCGUCCAGAGGCUCCGUCUUGCGAAAACGAAUCAGACGCCAGCGCGUGUUUUCCCGAUAAGGAAAAUGCCGACGGGGACAUCCAGAGUGCUCCAGAAGAAGCUUUCUGGCAGCCGCUUCCGGGCGAAAGACUCGAAGCUGCUCCGAAGAACUUGGUGGAGUCUCCCGAUGCUACUUCUGGAGAGGAAGAGAGCGGUCGCCGGUGCAAGCGAAGGCGCGUGGACAUCCCGUGUGUACCAGCGGCUGCAGCAGUGUCGUCAGACGUGUCAAGGGCGCCCUCAGAGAGGGCGGAGAGAGCCGGAGGCCAUUCUCCAAUGACAGACAAAAUCAGCGGAGGAGCGACCAGAGAAAGCGAGCAACCAGCCUCUGGAGAGGCUUCGGAAACGGGGAGAGCACCCGGAGAGCAGGGGCGAAGAGACGCGACUGCACACGAAGACAGGCGGGAAUUCGCGCACUCCAUGUACAACGCAAAGCAACGAAACACUUUCAAGUUUGAGUGCAGAUUGACUUGUCUGACACGGAGUCAGCUUCUCGACCUCGUGGUGGAUCUCACAUCUCAGUUUCCUGAGACAAGACAAAUGGUGGAAGAUGCGGUACGUCACCGUUCUCUGCAGCCCGGCGACUUCUGCAGGUGAUGUAUUUAUAGCCCGGUGCUGGGGCGAGUGUGACGACGUCGACAGAUUUCCUUUUCAGUUUCGAGAGACAUUUUUGACAGGUUAUACGUGAUCGUCUGCAACAGCCCGAGGGCUUCGUACCGAAGUGCAGCGAAGAGCGCAGACGUUUUUUGUUUACCGUGUGGGACAAGGACGGAUGAGGGAAUGAGCGGUGGUUGUUCUUUUCGCGUCUACAUGGGGAGAGAAGUGCAGUUGUGGGGAUACAGCGGACCGCUACACACGAUCGUUUCCGAAGCAAUUUAAUGUCGAGAGGUAUCAUUGUGGGAUUGAGUGGAGGGAACCUUCAUGAGGGCGUGUUAAAACAAGACGAUUGUAAGGGGCGGCCAACGCAGCAAGCCUAAAUGCCUUCGCCUUUAUGGCGUUUUUCGUUAUUCCGUUCCUUAAAUUUCUUCAGCUCAGGCGUGUGCCUUGGAAUUCCUUCCUGUGUCUUGGUGCUGUUAGUUUUUCAAACCAGCCGAAUAAAACGGCCGAUCCUGUGCU